Molecule: messenger RNA, 2306 nt
Organism: Coregonus sp. 'balchen'
Lineage: Eukaryota; Metazoa; Chordata; Actinopteri; Salmoniformes; Salmonidae
Source: the annotation of a GenBank genome assembly
GACCCUAGCUCUUCCCCUCUAGGUAAAGGACCUGAAACGCUCUUCGCUGGCCAGAAGCUCAACGACAACGAGUGGCACAUGGUGAAAGUGGUGCGCCGAGGAAAGAACUUCCAGCUGUCUGUGGACAACGUCACGGUGGAAGGUCAGUGUCCACUCUCCACUGUUCGCCUCCACCUCUUCCACCCUUGGGUGAUAGGAUGGAGGGAUGGAGGGGGUGUUAGAUGGGUGAGAGGAGGGAUUAAGAGAGGGGGCAUGAUGAGUCUUGGGCUGGGGAUGGAGAGAUGGAGGGAUAGUGGGAUGGCAGAAGGUCAGUGUCCACUCGCCACUGUUCGCCACCACCCCUUGGGGAUAGAAUGGAGGGAUAGAGGGAUGGGGGGUGAGAGGUGAGAGGAAUGCAAGAUAUGAUGAAACCUGGGGCUAUAAAUGACCCUGUGAAGAUAGAGCUAAAAUUGCCGGUUUCUGGUGGACACAAACCACCCAGAGAAGGCCUCUGGGCUGACCAUGUUUAGGACUAAGGUAUUUUUUAUAAAGUGCUUGGCCAAGCUCAUUCCUGCUCAAUUCCAGGAAGCAACAACAUCAUCACCAAGGGAUAGAUUGGAAUACUAUAGGUGUAGUGGAAGCUGGGCUCAUAACAAGUUUAUGUAGCUAGAUAUUCAUAUUAUGGAACCCCUAUUAUCUGUGUUACUGCCCAAUCCAAGCCUUAUACAAUUUUAUCAAUUAAAUAUAUGACAUAUUACACAGGGUGGUUAAUGACCAUAUCUGAAGAUAUGGAACUCCUUCCCAAUUGAAGCCCUACAUAGACUAUAGCAUCCUGUGAAGAUGCCAGUCUUCAUAACAUGCCUUUUUUUAUGUCCCCAAUGUUUUAAUUGUUGUCUGUAUAGAUUGUUUAUUAGAAGGGCUGUAUCUGCAUCCCCACAGUUGAUUAAUUGGGUGUUACUAGCUCGGGCAUUGAAGAAUGUAGGAGGUAAUUGGCCACACCCCUCAUCAGGUCCUAAUUCAGGCCAGACGUUCACUCAGACCUUGCCAAAAGAUACCGACCCUACCGUUACACUUGUUUACACUGAGCUGCACUGGGGUUGGAAGGCAUUCAUGGCUACAUUAAGACACCAUGUAGCCGGCACGAGAUAUGGGUCGGAAAACCUACCUCAAUGCAGGGAUGAGAUAUGCACUGUACUCCAAUUUGUACCUUUAUCCACACUGAUACAUCGAGAAGAUUGGAAUACUGCUAGUUUUCUGGGAAAACUGCCCUUUCUGUCCUCAUGCUAGCUAGCAGUAGCCACCGCAGCCAUUGUGGAAUGGCAGUGUCAGCCAAUCAGCUCCUUUGUUGUUCAACGCAACUUGCCAUUCCAUAAUUGCUGAUGUGGCUACUGCUAGCUAGCAUAAGGAGGAAAAGGGCAAAAUCCAGCAACUACUCUGUGACCAACAGAUGCAUAUCUGUAUUCCCAGUCAUGAGGGGCGGCAGGUAGCUUAGUGGUUAAGAGCCUUGUGCCAGUAACCGAAAGGUUCUUGAGCAAGGCACUUAAACCUAAUUGCUCCUGUAAGACGCUCUGGUUAAGAGCGUCGACUAAAAUGUAAUGUGAACUCCAUAGAUUAGGGCAUAAUGCAUUUAUUUCAAUUGACUGAUUUCCUUAUAUGAACUGUAACUCAGUACAAUCUUUGAAAUUGCUGCAUUUAUAUUUUUGUUCAGUGUAGUAGAAGAUUGGUUUGCACUUAAGUUAGAAGCUUUUAGCCUCUUUUUUAAAGUAAUUUUAUCAUCCUCAUGUUUUAGCUUGCUCUAUAUAGUCCAUCCCAUUCUUUCAUAACCAGUGUCUAAAGCUUUUCCUGAUCAGGCCACAUGGUUAAGAAAGCUCCAUGCCUAUAAUAUAACAUAUUUCCAUGUCCUCCUUCACCCUUCAGGCCAGAUGACGGGUGCCCACACGCGGCUGGAGUUCCACAACAUUGAGACGGGCAUCAUGACCGAGCGCCGCUUCAUCUCUGUGGUGCCCUCCAACUUCAUCGGUCACCUCCAGGGCUUGACGGUCAACGGCGUGCCCUACCUGGACCAGUGCAAGAACGGCGACAUCUCCUACUGCGAACUCAACGCCCGCUUUGGCAUGCGCCACAUCAUCGCCGAUCCGGUGACGUUUAGAACGAAAGCGAGCUAUCUAGCGUUGGCUACUUUGCAGGCCUAUGCCUCCAUGCACCUCUUCUUCCAGUUCAAGACCACCACAUCGGACGGUCUGCUGCUCUUCAACUCGGGGGAUGGCAGCGACUUUAUCGUUGUGGAGCUGGUCAAAGGGUGGGUCUGGACGUUUGAUUGGUGUUGA